Messenger RNA from Caenorhabditis remanei, 669 nucleotides. RefSeq lists its product as uncharacterized. The record is from RefSeq and is a predicted model, not a curated record. Gene Ontology annotation, biological process: late endosome to vacuole transport via multivesicular body sorting pathway; vesicle budding from membrane. Gene Ontology annotation, cellular component: ESCRT III complex; multivesicular body; cytoplasmic side of plasma membrane. Bases 1 to 669 code for a protein of 222 amino acids. The transcript is spliced from 4 exons. NCBI's taxonomy places the organism in Eukaryota, Metazoa, Nematoda, Chromadorea, Rhabditida, Rhabditidae.
AUGAGCCUGUUUGGUAAGAUUUUCGGAGGAAAGAAACAGGAAGCUCCAGCCACUCCUCAAGAUGCCAUCCAAAAGUUGAGAGAAACCGAAGAAAUGUUGGAGAAAAAGCAAGACUUUUUGGAGAAAAAAGUCGUAGAUGAAAAGGCAAAUGCGGUAAAAUACGGGACCAAGAACAAGCGCAUGGCUCUCCAAUGCUUGAAUAGAAAGAGAAAUUUUGAGAAACAAUUAGCACAUAUCGAUGGAGUUUUGGCCACUAUUGGAUUUCAGAGAGAGGCUCUAGAAAAUGCUUCCACAAACGCUGAAGUACUCAAUGUGAUGAGUCACGCCAGCAAGGCUUUGAAAACCGCACAUAACAACAUGGAUAUCGACCAAGUCCACGAUCUGAUGGAAGAUAUUGCUGAGCAACAAGAAGUGGCAAAUGAAAUAGCUGAGGCCAUUUCGAAUCCUGUCGGUUUUAGUUCUGCUGUCGAUGAUGAUGAUUUGAUGCGCGAGUUGGAGGAACUCGAACAGGAAGAGCUCGACAAAGAGCUUCUUGACGCCAGAGCUCCCCCGGUGGUGCUUCCUGAUGCUCCAAGCGUUGCAUUGCCCGCGGUUCCUGCUUCAAAACCACGAGCUGCUGUCGCUGCCGAUAAGGACCUUGAAGAUCUCGAGAGCUGGGCUAACGCGUAA